Messenger RNA from Rhagoletis pomonella (apple maggot), 783 nucleotides. Its product is annotated as jerky protein homolog-like. The record is from RefSeq and is a predicted model, not a curated record. NCBI's taxonomy places the organism in Eukaryota, Metazoa, Arthropoda, Insecta, Diptera, Tephritidae. The annotation marks the transcript as partial. Gene Ontology annotation, molecular function: nucleic acid binding. The transcript has a single exon.
GUGAUUCGUUUCUCUCAGGAAAAUAAUUUGCCUCCGAAGGCAAUUUUGCUAAUUGACAACUGCUCUGCUCAUGCACCAAUUGAGAAACUUCAAAGCGACGAUGGAAAUAUAAUUGCAUUUUUCUUUCCACCAAAUGUAACAGCAACUUUACAACCAAUGGAUCAGAAUCCUAUUAAGUUAACCAAGCUAAACUACAGAAGUAUGCUUCUUUCUCAAUUAAUUGCUGAAGGAGGUGACCUCAAGGUUCGCUUGAAAUCCUUUUCAAUUCGAAAUGCAAUCAUGCUAUUAAAGCAAGCUUGGUAUGAUGUUCCAGAAAGAGUAAUAAAAAAGUCCUGGUCAAAGUUGAACAACUGGGACUCUGAUCAGUAUGAAAGUGAUGACGAUGAUGUGCCACUAGCACAGCUACUGCAAAAAGAUCAAGACUGCAAUGGAGCUCUUCAGGCAGCUAUUUUAACAGAAAUAGAGCCAACUAAUAACAUUAGCAUAUCAGAAAUUGAAAUAUGGAACAAUGAUGUGCUUGAUAACGACCCUGCACAUGAUCUCAAUAGCGAUGAUGAGUCUUCAGGUAGCAGCGAAUUUGAUGACCGGGAGGUCUUACCAGUUGUCUCUACUUCUACAGCCAUUGAAAGCGUCAAUAAUUUAAUAAAAUGGUGUACUUAUAGUGAAUCGUUUUCCGCAAAGCACACAAGCAAUCUGCUAGCUCUUCGCAAUGAGAUUGUUAUUGCAGAAACAAAUAAAAGGAAGAAGCAAACAGCAAUAACAGACUACAUGCCUGCAAAUUAG